Molecule: messenger RNA, 1206 nt
Organism: Olea europaea var. sylvestris
Lineage: Eukaryota; Viridiplantae; Streptophyta; Magnoliopsida; Lamiales; Oleaceae
Product: protein SPOROCYTELESS
Exons: 3
Coding region: 169-1107 (312 amino acids)
Molecular function (GO): DNA-binding transcription factor activity
Source: RefSeq, a predicted model, not a curated record
UGCUGUUAUGGACACACAAAAAGCUUCAAGAAUCAAAACACAAGCAGUAUAUAUACGCAUGUCCUAUGCCCAUUUUGCAUUUCUCAGCUGUUCCUAGUUCUGGACUGGUUGGUUGCCUCUUUUCUCUCUCUAGAUCUCUCUAAGCCCUUCUCUCACUGUGUACAAUCAAUGGCUACUACUGUAUUCAUGGCCUCUGAUCACAGCACAAACACAAACACAAACCCACAAACAAGUAUUCAUUUGCCUGAAGAUGAUGAUCACCAGCCAAUACGACACAGUACUGGAAGAAGAAAGACGAAAGGUAAUGAGGCCAUGGGCAAGAAAAAUAAGAAGCCUCUGAGAGGCAUGGGGGUGGCUCAGCUUGAGAAGCUCAGGGCGCAAGAAGGGUUAAAAAACCACACUAACCAGACCCUAACCAUGAAUCCAUCUUCUCUUUCUAAUCUCGCUUUGAUGAAUCCUAAUUCUGUUCCUAUGCAGUUUGCAAAGUUGGGUGGGUUUGGGACUGUGAAUGGGGGUGUUGGGCAUAUGGGCUCGAACCAGAAUCAGGGUUUCUUUGGUUUUCAAGAACAGUUUCAAGUGGAUCCGUUUGGAGUUGGGGGAUCGAAGAACUCGAAAGAGCUCUCUUCAGCACCAAAUGGCUUUAAACACUACUAUGAACACUGUAAUCUUUGUCACAAGAAGAAGAGAUCUAAUGGCGAAACUUCGGGGUGCAGUAGAGCAAAAUCAAGCAUGUAUAUGCAGAUGUCUCCAACGGGUAACUGUGACUUUUUAGGAUUAAAUGUUGGAGAUAAUCAAAGUAUGAACCAAGAAAAUCAAGAAGUUGGAAUACAAGCACCAAUCAUCCCUCAUGCCUGUUAUUCGGUUCGCAAUUGCCAGUCGGGUGUGGAGGUAGUGGCAUUUCACAGGAAGGGAAAUUCAAGUACAGGAAAUGGAACUUUGUUGAUGGAAUAUGAAUUUUUUCCCGGAAGUAGAAGCACUAGUAACAAUGAAGUUGGGAUGAUGAAUUUGGGGGUUAAUUCAGAAGCUUCUUCUUAUGCAGAUGGAGAAAGAGAAACUGGUUUUGAUGCAUCCACUUCUCUUGAUCUGUCCCUUAAGCUUUCUUAUUAGCAGUUUGUCUUUUCACAUUUAUGUGAAAGUUAUGUUAUCAAGAAAUUAAACACUGCUUUUUGAUUACCCUUUUGUUUCUCAAUCUAUUUUCACCUUCAA